AUGAUUGCCAAAACACUCACACUAACGCCAACCGAGUCGUCGCUCCUUUUUCUCCCGAAGCAAAUCAGUUUAGAGCUUGGCUUACCUGUUUUACUGGGACGUCAAGGGAUUUACGAAGAUGACCCGUUGAAAGCAGAAUCGCUGAGCAAUGGAUACUUUUCGUACGCCAGUGGUGUCGGUUUAAAUCCUGUCAGCAAGAGACAUGCCUUAGUAUGGUUGGAACAAGAUGGAAAGGUCUUUGUUCAAGAUCUAGAUUCCUCGAACGGGACCUACAUUAACGGUGUGAAGUUAGCGUCGGGACAACCCAAACAAUUAAAUACAGGUGAUAUUUUGGUAAGAUACGUUUUCAAGCUGUUUGCGCAAGAUGUUACUAGUCGAUAA
Messenger RNA from Lentinula edodes (shiitake mushroom), 381 nucleotides. RefSeq lists its product as uncharacterized. The transcript is spliced from 2 exons. Lineage: Eukaryota; Fungi; Basidiomycota; Agaricomycetes; Agaricales; Omphalotaceae. Gene Ontology annotation, molecular function: protein binding. The coding region runs from base 1 to 381 and encodes 126 amino acids. The record is from RefSeq and is a predicted model, not a curated record.